GAAAAAUAUUUAAAAAAAGUUAUACAUAAAUUAUCACUUAUUAUCUAAAGAUGCUUAGAAAAUUAAUAAAUAUUAAAAUCAGAACUGGGGUCACACAUUUUGUACGAGCACGAUCAACUUGGGACAUAAUAACAGGAGUUUGUGUGGAAAGAUUACCUGUAGUUUCACCACCACUAAACGAAAUUCAAAAAAAGUUUAAAGAUUUACUUUGGACGGUAGAAGUUGAGAAAAGUCUCAAAUCUGACCAUGAGUUACGACAUGAAAAUGACAAGGUUCAAGCUGAGUUACUUAAAAAUGAAUCUGUUGAUGUGGACCUUGACACUGUAAGUAAAAUUACUGCUCAGGACUUUGAAGAUGCAUCUAAUGAUGAACUGGCUAAGUUCAAAUUCGCUGAUGUUGUUACAGAAGCCGACAAAAAGGGCGACAAAUCAACACACGACAGGCACCUCCAGAGACACUUGGUGUUAGUGAAGCCCAUUACUUUAGGCCAAGAUACCAAAACCUUGUUACCUCAGGGACAUUGGUCAGAGGGAGAAACAUUGAGACAGACUGCAGAACGAGUUGUCAGAGAAAAUUUUGGAACAGAACUCAAAGUAAAGUUCCUAUCAAAUGCUCCAUGCGGAUUUUAUAAAUAUAAAUACCCCAGUGAAAUAAAUGGAAAAGUUGGCGCCAAAGUAUUCUUCUACUAUGCGCACCAUGAGGCAGGCGAAGUGGAUAAGAAGACCAAAGCGAACUGGCUGACACGGAGCGAGAUGACACAGGUGCUGCCAGACAAAUACAACAAGUCCGUACAGAACUUUCUAAUUGAGGAAUCUUAUUAGUUUAUGUAAAUAUUUAGUUUAAAAUUAGUGUAGCAAUAAAUAAGGGUUAAUUUUUAAA
Messenger RNA from Aricia agestis (brown argus), 879 nucleotides. RefSeq names its product 39S ribosomal protein L46, mitochondrial (gene mRpL46). Gene Ontology annotation, cellular component: mitochondrial large ribosomal subunit. The record is from RefSeq and is a predicted model, not a curated record. The coding region runs from base 51 to 821 and encodes 256 amino acids. Gene Ontology annotation, molecular function: structural constituent of ribosome. The transcript has 6 exons. Lineage: Eukaryota; Metazoa; Arthropoda; Insecta; Lepidoptera; Lycaenidae.